Mauremys mutica (yellowpond turtle) is the source of this 2769-nucleotide messenger RNA. RefSeq names its product CDC42 small effector protein 2-B-like. Gene Ontology annotation, molecular function: small GTPase binding. The transcript is spliced from 5 exons. NCBI's taxonomy places the organism in Eukaryota, Metazoa, Chordata, Testudines, Geoemydidae. Bases 1176 to 1406 code for a protein of 76 amino acids. Gene Ontology annotation, cellular component: plasma membrane. The record is from RefSeq and is a predicted model, not a curated record. Gene Ontology annotation, biological process: regulation of Rho protein signal transduction.
AGAAGGCAGGGGUUAGCUUUAAGUUACACCCUCUUUUUAGUAGCUUUUUUGCUACUCCUGCAGCCCUCUCAGUGUACUCAUUUUGUACAUUGUGGAUGGGAUUUUAAACAGCACUUGUGUGAUUUAAGAGCACAAGUCUCAUGGACUUUCAACUGGAAAGUUGCAUCUGUAGCUGCUUCAUUGACGUCUGUUGAGUUAGUCCGCAUAUACACUGCUGUGGCUGAGACUGAAAUUUGUCCAACUGCCUUCACAGAAUGGAUUAUGUCAUUCUGUGGCCCUCUGUGAAGCUGUUUUAAACCCAUCCCUCUUUCAAACAGAAUAAGAAAGCAUAACUAGAGAGCAAACAAAAGGCAGUCUUAUGCCAUGGUUCUGAGGACUAUUUUCAGUUAACUUCUUGGCUAUGACCCUAGUUCAGUAUUCCAAUGGCCUUGGGAACAAAAGAUGGAGGGUGAGUAGGAGUGUCAGAUUUUGACUCUAUAUUAAUAGGGAAUCAAAAAAGGAGCCACAUAUGAAAUAUUUCAACAGGCAAACAUGGAAUUUUCUAUUCCAGGAUCUUAACAUUGUGUAUAUAACAAUAAGAGAACAAAGGAAAUAAAAUCAGGGAGACGGAGACUACCUGUAAAAAAGACAGAGUGGUAAUUCCUUACAAUGGUGCAAUUACGGUGAAGUCCACUUCAUCCACAUAAACCAAGUGUUCGGACUCCAUGUGGAGGGAGUGUAAAGCAACUGAAAAAGUGAAAAAUACCCCCUCAAUUUGGAGCCAGUGACUGGGGCUGCUACUAAAGUCUGGAAUAGCAAGUAUAGACUCUCUCCAGCAACUAUGCAAGCCAUUGUGCCUUCAGGAUCCAUAUAAAUAUCAGGCCUGCUCCUAUUUUAGGCCCCAAUUCUGCAGAUGACUGCAAUGGGACUCAGCAGAGGUGCAGGGAUCUGCAUUCACAGAGCUCAGUACAGCACUCGGGCCAUAGACUUCUUCAUCACCUUAUGAAAGGCCAGCAUCCAGACACCUGCAUGGUCCACAGUCCCUCUACUCCGCACAGUUCCUCUGCACCGUAUAAUGGAACUGGUUUUUGUGUAGAAGUGGUCUCCUGGUUCCAGUGUUCCCUUUGAUGUGGCAAGAUCAACAAGCGAACAAGAUUUCAUAACCACCUUGUGUAGGGAAGCUACUGAAAGACACAAUGACUGAGUUCUUGGUUUGCUUUAACUGGUGCAGUGGUGAGCAGCCCCAGCCAAAGAGACGUCGGAGACUAGAUCGAAAAAUGAUUGGAGAACCAAUGAACUUUGUUCAUACUGCCCAUGUUGGAACAAGAGAUAUGAAUAGUGGUUUUACAUCAGCUGGAUCAAUUCAGGACCAUAUGAAGUCAAAAGGUGGCUACACAAAUGGUACUCCUGCAAGUGCACAGCUAUAGAAAACUCAAAAGGAGACUGAUGCACCAAUUUUUGAAAUUCUGGAAACUGAUGCUGUUGGAAGACCUCACUUGUUUACACUAAUAGUAAAAGAGAUUCUACUGGGGAAUGGAGUAUUUCAUAGUAAUGUAACAUUUCUCUGACUCUAGUAGUUGGAUGCCCACAUUCUAAUUAAUUCUUUGCUAGAACUAUACACUAGUGUUACUUUUAACUUUAUAAAUUAGAUCUUAAAGCCCAGUGAAGUCUCCACAACACUAAGGCUUUUGUGAUGGAUACUCUUACAAAAUAACUGGGUUCUCCACCCUAAAGUAGGUCCAGGUGACUGGAAAAACAGGUAUGUGUUUCCAUCACUGAGCUGUAAAUGCCUAGCAUGUUCUCUCCCACUACUGUAAUAACUGCAACAGAUCUCGCUGUGCCAAAGUCUCUGAAAGAGGCUAGGUAAUGCUGGAUGGGUCUCAACAGAAUGCUCAAGACUUUCUUUAGACUUAAAUUUAUGCAUCAGCAAUUUACAUUACCAACUGAAUUUUAAACUCUCAUCUAGAGAUGACAUUCUAGGUAUCAAGCAGUCAUGUAGCGUGGUGGUUGGGUGGGUGGUUGGUUUUGGGGUUUUUUUGUUUGUUUUUGGUAGCUGAUUGGUUUGGUUUUUUCCAAUGGUAGUGACACCAGAUCUAACAAUAAGUGACAGCCUGUCUUCCAGACACUUAAAAAAAUAAAACCAGUCUCUAAUUACUUUGUUUUUUAAAUGCAUUGGAAGUUCCUAGGUAACUUUUUUUAAACUGAAGUAGAUGAUGUAAUGGCCUAAAUUAAAGAGAAAAUAGGUAGACUAGUCUUAAUCACUUCUCAAAGAAACAUACCACAUUUGACACUUAUGCUAAAUUGUAGUCUGUGUAUACUUGAUAUAUGUACAGUGCUGGCAUUUUGAGAUGUUGCUUCUGUUAAAUAGUCAUGAAUGCCAGAGGCAACAAGUUUAAGUAUCCCUUGAAGUGACUAGGUCCAUAAUCACUAUCAUAAGUGCAUCUUUAUCUUUUUUAAUCUUGGGUAAUAGACAAUUGUCCUCUCAAACUAUGCAAUUGGUAUGGAUGCAGCAACUUAAAGUGGUCAUAACUUGCUUCCUUGAUUUCACUUAAGUUCAUGAACUUGAAUUAUCGCCAACUUUAGAGCAUUGACAAGACACCUGGUAAGUCAGUGGAACUCUCAUUUAUUUCAACAGGAGUAGGAUCAGGCCUGCAAGUUUGUCUUUAAAAUAUCUUUCAACACAGUGUGAUCUGACCACUGUCAUGCGACUCUCCUAUAAAUUAAAGAGGUCUUCUGUGACUGAAAUGUGUCAGUGUAUACCUAUUGCUAUAAGAGCUGAUGUGAAGGCUU